This is a messenger RNA of Aspergillus oryzae RIB40, 1173 nucleotides long. RefSeq lists its product as uncharacterized. Gene Ontology annotation, molecular function: DNA-binding transcription factor activity; transcription cis-regulatory region binding. Gene Ontology annotation, cellular component: nucleus. Bases 1 to 1173 code for a protein of 390 amino acids. The transcript is spliced from 2 exons. NCBI's taxonomy places the organism in Eukaryota, Fungi, Ascomycota, Eurotiomycetes, Eurotiales, Aspergillaceae. The record is from RefSeq and is a predicted model, not a curated record. Gene Ontology annotation, biological process: positive regulation of transcription by RNA polymerase II.
AUGCACCGUGCUGUCUUCCAUGGGCUCUGUGCAGCUUCCGCAUUUAGUCUUUAUCACCUUCGCGGCGAAUCCAAGUACCAGUCUCUUGCCGUCCAGCAUGACCAGCAGGCCCUACAACAUCUGCGCCAGAACCUUCGUCCUGGAAACCGACUAGACGAGACAACACUUGUUGCUGUGCUAACGUGUAUCGCGGCUGAGGCUAUGUCUGGCCGGCGCAGCCGAUGGAGAGCUCAUGUUCUUGGCGGACUGGGAAUGCUGGAAAAUGAGCUUGAUGGCGAGUGGCUGCAGUCACCAACAGCGGCACGCUUACUCCAGAGCUACUUGUCUCUCUCAUUACUGUGUAAUUUCCGAAUGUCGGCUCAGUUAGUGGCGUUGCUGAAAGAGCUUCCGAACAUACAGAACUAUCUAGAGCGAUCGCAUGGUGUUUCACGGUCACUCGUACAAUUUCUAGCGGACAUAUCUGCCCUCAGGGAGUCGCCUGGUCAGACCACAGUUGCGGAACUGGACAAUCUGGAGCUGCAGCUUUAUCUCCAAUUUCCCAGUCUGCAUUCACAAGAAACACCUGAGUCGAUUGUCAUCCAGCAUGCGCUGAAUUCCUUCUACUACGCAACCCUUAUUUACUUUCGCCGUUCUCUUCGCCGUGUCCCUGUGGCAGACGUUCAAGACCUCGUCGAGAAAGCCGUCCACGACCUUGAAGCCGCCGAAGCCCUCACCCACAGAAAAGGCGGAUGUGCCUACAAUUGGGCAAGCUUUGUGGUCGCGGCAGAAUGCAGCCGACCGGACCUACAAGAGAGGAUGCUUGUUUUAUUCGAUCGGAAACGCCGUCACGGAAUCAAAAACAUCCAAUCAUUGGGCGAAAUCGUUACGACAUUGUGGCAACGACGAGCAUCUGCGCCUGGAGUAGAUAUCCAUUGGGAGGAGAUUGCUAACGAGGCUGAUUAUGAUAUCAUGCUAUCUGUGUCCCGUCCCGUUUCAUACAGUGUAUCCGCCGUCCACAACCAACGCAGAACCACAGACAAAGCUGCUCAUUGGCGAGGCAAGAUAGAGGAUAGAGUCCGCAAUCUCUUCAGGAUCGGCGGGACGACCCAAUGGAGUUUUUUCGAACUCGCUGUUCAUUGCACCGCUUUCAAUCGCCGCGCGGAUGAUAGGUGUGUCCACAUACCUGGACCAUAA